CUGACUUCAUUGCUCCAAAGGAAACAGGAGUGAAGGACUACAUUGGCAUGUUUGCUGUAACAGCAGGCUUUGGCACCGAUGAACUGUGCAAACGAUUCCAGGCAGACUUUGAUGAUUAUAAUGUUAUCUUGGUCAAGGCCAUCGCUGAUAGGCUGGCAGAAGCCUUUGCGGAAGAACUCCAUGAGAGAGUCAGGAAAGACUUAUGGGGUUAUGCUAGUGAUGAGUAUCUGGAAGCAAAUGAUCUACACAGAAUCAAAUAUCAGGGCAUCAGACCUGCCCCUGGAUACCCCAGCCAGCCAGACCACCAAGAGAAGCAGACCAUGUGGAGUCUCAUGGGAGUUGAAGAAGCAACAGGUAUUGGGCUCACGGAAGCUCUCGCCAUGACUCCUGCUGCGUCAGUAUCUGGUCUGUACUUCGCCAACCCCAAGAGCCACUACUUCUCCGUCGGCAAAGUGGAGAAAGACCAGGUGAUGGAUUACGCAAAGCGCCGUGGGACUGAUGUCCAGGUUGUAGAAAAGUGGUUGGGUACAAAUCUGUCUUAUGAUGUGGUUGAAGAAUGAGAUACCUGAAAUAAGAAAAAGAAGAAAAAAAAUACAAUUUUGUAAAACAAAUAUACUCCAUAAUUUUCUCUUUGUAUUAAAAAAAAACAAAAAACAUGAAAUGUGAUAUUCGUUUAAUUUAUGACACACCUUUGGCUAAAUUUAUUUCAUGUUUUUGAACUUUGUAUAAUGUUCAUUUCGUGUAAACAUUCUUAUGUAACUGGAAAUAGUUGUACACUCUCCAGUCUUCCAUGACUUUGUAUUAACAUUCUAAGGACACCAGGCUGGUUAGCAUUUAACACUGCCUCCAGGAUCUGGUUUGUAUGCUCAACGUUUUUCAUUUAGAUAUUGUAUUUUCUUAAUUUUUCCCACAUUGUUCAAAGGCAUCUUUCCACAAGAGUUAAACUUUAAAGAUCAUUUGAAUUCCUCUGUAUUGAAGCUUCUUGCAGUGGCUAACAGUUCAAGCAUGUGACUCAGGGUUAACUAUUCUAUAGCUAUUGUAUAGUUUCACAUCAUAGUUUUCAUAUUAAUUUCAUUUUAAGGAAUUUUAAAGCUUAGAAGCAGUAUAUACUUUUAUAUUGUCUAAAGUAUACUAAUAUAAUUAUCAUGUCAGAGCAUAGAAUUUAAAGUAAUUUUGCUAUUAUAUUUGUGUACAUUUUUAGUGCUAUUAUAUAUGUGUAUUUUUUUAGUGUCAAUUAUUUAAAUGUAGUUAUUUAUGCAAGACAUUUAAUGAUAUAAAACCUAAGAAAAUAUAUAAGGUAACACAA
Penaeus indicus is the source of this 1306-nucleotide messenger RNA. Its product is annotated as methionine synthase-like. Gene Ontology annotation, cellular component: cytosol. Bases 48 to 560 code for a protein of 170 amino acids. Gene Ontology annotation, biological process: homocysteine metabolic process; tetrahydrofolate metabolic process. Gene Ontology annotation, molecular function: methionine synthase activity. The record is from RefSeq and is a predicted model, not a curated record. Lineage: Eukaryota; Metazoa; Arthropoda; Malacostraca; Decapoda; Penaeidae. The transcript is spliced from 4 exons.